Molecule: messenger RNA, 656 nt
Organism: Frieseomelitta varia
Lineage: Eukaryota; Metazoa; Arthropoda; Insecta; Hymenoptera; Apidae
Exons: 3
Coding region: 106-423 (105 amino acids)
Source: RefSeq, a predicted model, not a curated record
UGAGCGCAUAUCGAUUCUAGUGCGAGAAAGUUAACCAUCGACUCCGUACGAGCGGUUUGUUACAUCUUUUCCGUUUGAAAUAAUCUGUAACAAACAACAGAAAGCAUGGAAUCCGCUAUUGUCCAUCUCGAACAAAGCGUGCAAAAAGCUGAUGGAAAAUUGGACAUGAUUGCAUGGCAAAUUGAUGCUUUCGAAAAAGAGUUUGAAGAUCCAGAUAGCGAGAUCUCUGUGCUUCGUCUAUUAAGGUCUGUUCAUCAAGUUACAAAAGAUUAUCAGAACCUUCGGCAAGAAAUAUUAGAGGUUCAACAGUUACAAAAGCAACUUUCAGAUUCUCUUAAAGCACAAUUGUCUCAGGUGCAUGGACAUUUUAAUUUAUUGCGCAAUAAAAUAGUAGGACAAAAUAAAAAUCCACAACUAAAAUAAGAUUAGACUGUUAGUUAUUUUUUAAAAUUAUUUCCUAAGUUGCAUUUAAUUUAAUUUAUCAAUUUUUUUAAGUCAUAAAUUUUUUAAUAUUAUAAUUGUAUCAACAGAAUGUAGUUUCAAAGCUAAUGUUGUUUUAAAAAGUUCAAUAAUAUUUAACAUUCUUGUUAAAAAUAAAUAUUCAAAAGGAAAUUCAUAGAUAAAAGAUAAAUUUUGUCUUCGUUUUAUUAAUUGAU